Trichoderma asperellum CBS 433.97 is the source of this 782-nucleotide messenger RNA. The record is from RefSeq and is a predicted model, not a curated record. NCBI's taxonomy places the organism in Eukaryota, Fungi, Ascomycota, Sordariomycetes, Hypocreales, Hypocreaceae.
ACAGAUAUUCAUACUAUACAGGGUAAUACCUACUCGUGGGAUAAGGUAGAUGGAGAUACGGGAUGUAACCAGCGGUUGACUUAUACAUACCAUUUCCUGGUCUGAAUAUCUCGCCUAACCCCUUGGGCUGCGCUGUAAUGCCAGGUACAAAAUAAAGCCCUACAUUGAUGCCUCUGCCUUGUUUUUACGCCCGUGCAUAGUACAAAGUACAGUACCCCCUACCCUUCUAGUUGCUCCAUGUGGAAGUAGGUACAGGUACAGGACACUCCCUAAAUGCUAUCGAUAACCAUCGGGCACUGCAACAGCAACUUGAUGCCUUGGAAGCUGCAACCUCCAUGCACCGCAUAUUAACCAAUGUCCUGAUUCUGCCACUUGCAUCCUCUUCCUCAGUUCUCAAUCCAUUGCCAGACGGCUCUUUGUGCUCCUCAGAUUACAAGUUAACAGGUAACAUGUGUUCAAUCUAUGCCUCAACUGCGCAAUGCGCACUCACAUGUUACGUGAACAAGUACCCAUUUUGCGAGCCGUUUCCGGUGUCUCAACGUCUCAACACAGACACACGACAUUAUCGCAGGGUCAUCUGCCUUUCCCCCUCCCUGCAGUGCAACAUAUAAUUGAGUGGGGUGCGUUUGCUGGCUGUCCCCCACGUUCUCCGUCGUGGAAGAGACGACUUAUGCUCAACGACUUGGUGGCAAACCGCGGUGAAGGAGAACGGACAAAGGGAUGAGAAGAUGACAAUCGUGUCUCUCGCGGUGCAAUCUGCAACAAACAAUGGAUGCGACGCU